AACAUCGUUUGGAGAGCUUGUUUCCCGAAUUUUCCCUCAUGGAGGCCUGGAAAUACGCGGGGUUUCGCCUUUAUUGUUGUCUCGGGAUUUUUGUUUAAGUCGACUAUUGUGUUAAGCUGUUUAAUUGUUGGCUUCAAUUUUUUUCAUUCAUAUUUUGGUGUUGUGUGCGGUUUUCACAGACCAAUGAACCAUGUACGGGUUAAUCAUAGAAAACAUGACCGAAUACAUCAAAGCCACGUACGGCGAAGACAAAUGGGAGGAAAUUCGACGGGCAGCCGGAGUCGACCAACCCAGUUUCAGCACUCACCAGGUUUACCCAGAAGGACUUAUUCCCAGACUGUCGAAAAAGGCCGUACAGAUACUGAAAGUGAGCGAAAAGGAGUUCUUCGAUCAGAUGGGAGUGUUUUUCAUCGGCUUCGUCAGCCAGUAUGGUUACGAUCGCGUGCUUUCGGUGUUGGGCAGGCACAUGAGGGACUUUCUCAAUGGACUUGACAAUCUGCACGAAUACCUCAAGUUCUCCUACCCACGAAUGCGAGCGCCCAGCUUUAUAUGCGAAAAUGAGACCAAACACGGUCUCACCCUGCAUUACAGGAGCAAGAGAAGAGGCUUCGUCUAUUACACCAUGGGGCAAAUCAGGGAGGUCGCCCGCCAUUUCUAUCACAAGGAAAUGAAAAUUGAGCUGGUGAGAGAGGAGCUGCUCUUUGACAUGGUGCACGUGACCUUUCAAUUGACCUUCGACAAUAGAGCCUUCACGUUGGCGUCGCUCACGAUGACUCGCGAAGAGAAACAUUUACCCAUUAGUGCUUCGGUGCUGUUUGAGAUUUUUCCGUUUUGUAUCGUUUUCGGCUCGGACAUGGUGGUGCGAAGUAUCGGAAACUCGCUUAUGGUUAUUAUGCCCGAUCUCUUGGGCAAGAAAAUCACCAAUUGGUUUGAUCUCGUGCGGCCGCUGACUGCCUUUAAAUUCAGUUCGAUUUUAAAUAGAACCAAUAAUAUCUUCGAACUGGUAACAGUCGAGCCCAUUCUCAACGAUAAACCCACCGACAGGCAAGAAUUGGUUUUGAGCGACGAGCUGGACGCAUUCAACGAAGAGAAAAAUCUGCGACUAAAAGGCCAGAUGAUCUACAUGGACAACUGGAAGAUGAUGAUGUACCUGGGAACGCCCGUUAUGCCCGACCUGACUUCCCUCAUUAAUUCCGGCCUGUACAUCAACGAUCUGUCCAUGCACGAUUUUAGUCGCGAUCUUAUGCUGGCCGGCACUCAACAAUCAGUAGAAUUAAAGUUAGCCCUCGACCAGGAACAGCAGAAGAGCAAAAAGCUGGAAGAAUCGAUGAGGAAGCUGGACGAAGAGAUGAAGAGAACUGACGAACUGUUGUACCAGAUGAUACCAAAACAAGUGGCCGAUCGGUUGAGAAAAGGCGAAAAUCCCAUCGAUACUUGUGAGAUGUUCGACAGUGUUUCCAUCCUAUUCUCAGACGUGGUGACCUUUACGGAGAUCUGCAGCCGCAUCACCCCAAUGGAGGUGGUUUCAAUGCUAAACGGCAUGUAUUCGAUAUUUGACCGACUCACUGAACGAAACCGGGUUUACAAAGUUGAAACCAUCGGCGAUGCUUAUAUGGUAGUGAGUGGAGCUCCAGCCAAAGAGGGAAACCAUGCGGAGAGAGUGUGCGACAUGGCCUUAGACAUGGUGGAAGCGAUAACUGACCUCAAGGAUCCCUCCACUGGCCAGCAUCUUCGGAUUCGUGUAGGCGUCCACUCAGGAGCUGUGGUAGCUGGAAUUGUGGGCCUCAAAAUGCCCAGAUAUUGCCUUUUUGGCGACAGUGUAAACACAGCAUCCCGAAUGGAGUCUUCGAGUGAAGCAAUGAAGAUCCACAUCUCCGAGUACACGAGGGACUGUCUGCCGCCCUCCUAUAAAGUGCAGGAAAGAGGCGAAAUUCAGAUCAAAGGAAAAGUUGCAGGCACAAUGAAGACCUACUGGCUUCAGGGCAGGGAGUGCAGAACUCCCGUUCCAAGAACCCACCUGACCACCAUGUCAACUUCCAAGGAAGUGGUGCGUGCAGUCAACAGCACCACUUCCACCCCGGGCAGCUUGAAAGACUUGGGCGCAAGAACAGUGGUUUAUUCCCCGAUAACUUUCCAAGACGUGGCCAGAAGAAGCAUUGCCAGCUCCCCGGUUAAAACGGCAAUAAGCAAUCGAGGCACUCGGUCCAACUCAGAGGGGGCGACAACGUCGCUUUGGGAUCCUGCCAACUACUUCGGGCCGCCAAUCAGCCAAAAGGAGCUGGAGAAGAUCGAGCGAGCCAACAGGGAGGAGAGUCUGAGGACUAGUUUGGAGAGCUCCCCCAAUAGCUCCCCAGUUCGGACUGUUUGCCACUCCGGCUCAACUGUGAGCAUUCAUUUUGAGGACAGAAAAAGAAAGUCUAUAGAAUUCAUGCCCAGUAGUAGUAGUAGUAGUUCAACCGACUCGCCCAGCCUACCAACUUCAGGAAUUCUGGUGAAAAGAAAGGAACCAAAUCACCUGGACGCGCCAACAAAAAAAGUGGAAAUCGUCGAUGUUCCCAUUGAAAUCGAGCCGCGACAAGCUGAGAUUUGCAGUCCAGUUCAUACACCGGAAUUCGGCCGCGCAAUGUACAAAUAUGCCAAGAACCUGGGAAAACAUAGCAAUCACAAAGAGAUCCCGGAAUCGAAAAGUGAUGGCGAUAUCACAAACUCAGAUAAUCUUAUGAGAAGUUGUCUUUCCAGCAGCAAAAGCCAACCGAACUUCAGCAAAUCGCACAGGCAACAAUGUUGCUCGGGAUUCAGCUCUUCGAACAAGCACAAGCUCCAAAACAACGCCUGCAGUUUGAUCUAGAAGGAUUUCCGGAGCUCGAAUGCGAGCUCCCCUUAUACUAAGGGCAAAUAAUAUCAAUGUGAUCAUAUCGAAUAGUCAAAUGAUGUGUUUUAAAUAAGUAUUCCUCAAUAAGUACCUGUAGUAGGUAGAGGCAUAAAUAUUGGAUAUUUUUAAUGAUUAGGUUUUCCCACUGAAGAUUAAAAAUCCGAAGCAAGUUUUAUUAGUGAGUAAACGACAGCGGUUUAAUUAGGUGAACAGUAUAAUAAAUCUUACGAGCUAGGAUUUGAGUAUUUUUGAAUAAAUAAGAUAUUUUUCAUAAAACGAUUUUUCUAAGGAGACUAAAAUCUAACAAGUUACUCAUCGGAUCAAGCCAGCAAACGUUUGAUUAUAUUAUACUCAGUUUAUUUAUGGAUAUGUAGCAAUAAAUUCUCAUUUUGUUAUCGACUUUCGAGCUUUAAAUGUUAAUUAGUGGUACGAACUAAGCUGAUUAUGUCAAAAAAAACUCACUUCUGCUUCUUACACUGUUUUAACCCUUCUAGUCAUGUUGUCGCUCAGAGCACUCCCAAGAUACCGCCAGAUAUCGACAGAAUUAAAAAUUGAAACAAAAAAUGCUCUAGACAUCGAUAAUUAAUAAUCAGGCAAACCAACGUGGUGAUUUGUUAAUCGAACUGAAUAGUCUAAAGCAUUUUUAAUUAUUAAGUAGACUAUUAGUUAGAACGUAAAUUAAUUCAAUUAGGAAACCGAAUGUUCCCAAUUCCCGUGGAAAAUGUUCAGUGAUGCUAAUUAUAAUAACAAACCUUAUGAGAAUACACUGUUAUUUCAUA
Dendroctonus ponderosae (mountain pine beetle) is the source of this 3651-nucleotide messenger RNA. It is a transcript of the gene Gyc88E, whose product is annotated as soluble guanylate cyclase 88E. Gene Ontology annotation, molecular function: guanylate cyclase activity; oxygen sensor activity; heme binding. The record is from RefSeq and is a predicted model, not a curated record. Gene Ontology annotation, cellular component: guanylate cyclase complex, soluble. Gene Ontology annotation, biological process: response to oxygen levels; nitric oxide-cGMP-mediated signaling; cGMP biosynthetic process. Lineage: Eukaryota; Metazoa; Arthropoda; Insecta; Coleoptera; Curculionidae. Bases 191 to 2848 code for a protein of 885 amino acids. The transcript has 16 exons.